Messenger RNA from Cylindrotheca closterium, 1056 nucleotides. NCBI's taxonomy places the organism in Eukaryota, Bacillariophyta, Bacillariophyceae, Bacillariales, Bacillariaceae. The record is from the annotation of a GenBank genome assembly.
AUGACCUAUCAGAGGAUUUCUGAUGCUCAUGGGAACUCAGUUCAGGACUUUGAAGAUUCUGUCAAUGAAUUCAUUUGCAAAUACACUGGUGAAAAUCCAAAGUAUCAGGCGAACAUGUAUCUCUUUGAUACUUCCAACCACAUUCGCAAACCAUAUACUACUGAAAUUGGAAUUCACGCAAAUCGCUUGAAAACCCUAUUUAUGUAUCACAAUAUGCUUCCUGGAAAUUGUUCCAACGUGAACGAUGAGAACGAUCCGGGUCAAAUUCGAAAGAGAAAGCUGGCACUGUUUUGCUCCUUUCCAAUUGAUUGGCAGGGAGAUUUUAUCAAUUCGCGGAAUGAUCCGGCGAACGACGAUAAUAUUAUGUGGAAAGAUAUUGUCAGUUGGAUGACACAGAAGAAAAGAACAGUGGACAGGAAGAAACUUAUGCACGAGAGUUCUCCCCGUCGAACUCGACCUGGUAAUCGCACAGGCGGUAGAGGCCUUCACCACAAUCGUUUUGGUGGUGGUCGUGGUCAUGGUCGACCAAGCAAUGGUUAUCAACCAUAUCCAAGACCCUCGAACUCUUCAAGAUAUUCUAAAGGGACUUCACAACGUUUUCAACAUGGAGGCAAUUCCCAGCAACAAAACCAAGGACGAUUUCAACCAAGACACCCCAACAAUGGUGGCAGAGGCCGUGGAUUCAAUGGCCAGCGCAGUGGACGCUCCCAAUCUGGUCGUUUUCAGCCAGGACAAAACUAUCAAGGCAGAGGCCAAUCACAGCAACAAAACAGUCAAAACCACUAUGCUGAGUCGCACUACAAUCAAGAAGCUGAAAGCUUUGCUGCGGAAGGCAGCGUUCCGGAAUGGAACCAAGACGGAAUGUCUUAUGGUGGAAUGCCAAGUGCCGAGCAGUACCAGCAUCAGGAACAAUAUUAUCAAGCUGAAGAAAAUCAGCGAUGGAAUGAUCAAUUCAACUAUGAACAAGAAGAAUAUUAUCAUGAAGAACAGGAGGCGCACGAACAUUUUUCCUAUGAUGAGGAUUCGCAAUUUUCCUUUCAUGAGGAGCAUUACUGA